This is a messenger RNA of Telopea speciosissima, 696 nucleotides long. Its product is annotated as protein DMP3-like. The transcript has a single exon. Lineage: Eukaryota; Viridiplantae; Streptophyta; Magnoliopsida; Proteales; Proteaceae. Bases 1 to 663 code for a protein of 220 amino acids. Gene Ontology annotation, biological process: endomembrane system organization. The record is from RefSeq and is a predicted model, not a curated record.
AUGUCUCUCAGGACAAGAAACAAGACAGCCACCGCCGGAACUCCGGCAACAACCACCUCAUCGGAUGGUGAAAAUGAACCUCCCCGGCCGAUUCCAAAUGCUACUCUGCCAUCUUCCUCUCGGCGGUUGCAACGAACAAUCUCUCAGACACUAACAAGUACUGCAAAAUUGGCUAGCCUCCUCCCUACAGGCACACUUAUGGCCUUUCAACUUCUUAUCCCAAUCUUCACCAACAAUGGCAUCUGUGACUCUUUAGCACGCCAUUUGACAUUGUUAUUGUUAAUACUCCUCUCUGUUUCUUGCUUCCUUGCAUGCUUCACUGACAGUUUCAAAUCAUUAGAUGGGCAAAUCUAUUACGGCAUUGCUACAUCAAAAGGCAUGUGGCUCUUCGACUACCCAGAACCCAGUACUCCUGAUCUCACAAAGUAUAAGCUGAGGCUCAUUGAUUUUGUUCAUGGGGUCUUAACGGUUUUGGUAUUCAUUUCCAUUGCUUUAAGAGAUAGGAAUGUGUUGAGUUGCUUCUACCCACAACCGAAACAUGAGAUGCAGCAACUUCUGGAUAUAGUCCCUGUCGGAGUAGGGCUCUUCUGCAGCCUUCUAUUCAUGGUUUUCCCCACAAGAAGACAUGGUAUAGGGUACCCUAAUUAUACUCCUGGGAGAUGAUUGAAAGCUCAUCUUUGCAUUGAUUGUACAUAU